This is a messenger RNA of Geodia barretti, 1766 nucleotides long. Lineage: Eukaryota; Metazoa; Porifera; Demospongiae; Tetractinellida; Geodiidae. The record is from the annotation of a GenBank genome assembly.
UGCGCUCUUUGUUGGGGGCGUUAAUUGGAGAAAGGCUUCUCCGUGUCGAAUACGCUAGACUGCAGACCGUCUCUGUAUAUUAUAUACUCCUGCUAGCUCGUUUUUCGACAGAGAAUCAACAUGUCGGACAUGGACGAAGACUUUAUGUACGAUCAGGACGAUGACUAUGGUCUGGAGUUUGCCAGCGAGUCGGAGGAGAGUGAGACUGAUGUGAACAUUGAGAACGAGUACUACCAGGCCAAGGCCGCAAAGGAGGACAACCCACAAGCUGCCAUCUCUGGAUUUGAGAGGGUUCUGGAGUUGGAGGACAGGAAGGGGGAAUGGGGGUUCAAGGCUCUCAAACAGAUGAUGAAGAUACUCUUCAGAAAGGGAGAUUUUGAGGAGAUGAAAAAGAAGUACAAGCAACUGCUGACAUAUAUCAAGGACGCAGUGACCAGGAAUUACUCAGAGAAGUCUCUCAACUCUAUUCUGGACUAUGUCUCCACAUCACAGCAGAGUGAGCUCCUCCAGUGGUUCUAUGAGACUACUCUGGAGGCACUACAGGAUGCCCGCAAUGACCGGCUCUGGUUCAAGACUAACACCAAGCUGGGGAAGCUAUGUUUCGAGCAGGGUGACUACGCGAGGCUGACUCGUAUCAUUCGACAGCUCCACCAGUCCUGCCAGACCGAGGAUGGAGUCGACGACGUCAAGAAAGGGACUCAACUACUGGAGGUGUAUGCCCUUGAGAUUCAGAUGUACACAGAGCAGAAGAACAACAAGAAACUGAAGGCCCUGUACGCCCAGUCUCUGCACAUCAAAUCCGCCAUCCCCCACCCCCUCAUUAUGGGUGUCAUCAGAGGUAAUGUGUCUGCUGCUCACAAGUAGUAUGAGAGUGUGUUCAUGUGGAUUAUGCAAUGGAACAAGAGCUACGUACUGAGAAACUGCAUGUUGAAAAGGCCGAUGAGGGGUUGACGUGUGUCUUGAAACGAUCCUGUACGUCACUGGGUGUGUUACAGAGUGUGGUGGUAAGAUGCACCUGAGAGAGGGGGAGUUCAGCAGAGCUCACACUGACUUCUUUGAGGCCUUCAAGAACUAUGAUGAGUCUGGCAGUCCCAGGCGUUUGGCAUGUCUGAAAUACUUGGUUCUGGCAAACAUGCUGAUGAAAUCGGGAAUCAAUCCAUUUGACUCACAAGAAGCCAAGCCCUACAAGAACAACCCGGAGAUCCUGGCCAUGACCAACCUGGUGCAGGCCUACCAGAACGAUGACAUCACUGAGUUUGAGAAGAUCCUGAAAACAAACAGAAGAACUAUAAUGGAGGACCCCUUCAUUAGGGAGCAUAUUGAGGAGUUGCUGCGGAACAUCCGUACUCAGGUCCUCAUCAAACUGAUCCGUCCCUACACCAGAGUUCGCAUCACCUUUAUUGCACAGGAGCUGAACAUUGAUGCCGAGGAGGUGGAGACUCUAAUGGUGUCUUGCAUCCUGGACAACACCAUCCACGGCCGUAUUGACCAAGUACAGCAGAUACUGGAGGUGGACCAUGAGCCACAGGGCAGCUCCAGAUAUGCAGCUCUGGAGAAAUGGACUGGUCACCUUCACACGCUUCACACUAGUCUCAUUGGACGUGUAGUUUGAUCACUGUAUAAUGUAGUAUGUACGUGCAAAUUAUUACAAAUUCCGCCCAACGCUCUGUUCCGUCUCCUAUGUAUGCUGUUCUUGCUUGUGAUGAACCCCCUCCUUGUCACUGUCUCACUAAUACUUUUAUCCUCUCCACAUUAUAUAUAACCAC